Molecule: messenger RNA, 1439 nt
Organism: Balaenoptera ricei (Rice's whale)
Lineage: Eukaryota; Metazoa; Chordata; Mammalia; Artiodactyla; Balaenopteridae
Gene: PDCD2L
Product: programmed cell death 2 like
Exons: 7
Coding region: 16-1116 (366 amino acids)
Cellular component (GO): cytoplasm
Source: RefSeq, a predicted model, not a curated record
GGGUGCCUCGUUGUCAUGGCGGCCGUUCGGAAGCCGGUGCUGCUCGGGCUUCGAGAUACUGCAGUGCACGGCUGCCCCACGGGGCUGGGCGCCUGGACCGCGAGCAAGCUGGGCGGCGUUCCGGACGCCCUGCCCGCCGUGGCAGCGCCGAGGCCAGUGUGUGAACUUUGCAGGCAGCCGCUUGCCCUGGUCGUGCAGGUGUACUGCCCGCUGGAAGGCUCCCCGUUUCAUCGGCUCCUGCACGUGUUCGCUUGCCCCCGCCCGGGGUGCGCUAGCGGCAGGGCGCGCAGUUGGAAGGUGUUCCGCUCCCAGUGCCUGCAAAUACGAGAGAAAGAGACGCAGGACGCUCAGAAACAGGAAAAUGGCCUCACAGCUGAGGAUUGGUGUGAAGGUGCAGAUGACUGGGGAAGUGACAGUGAGGAGGCGCCUCCACCACAGGUUAUCUCAGAUUUUGGAAAUGAUUCCAGCAGUGCCAAAGACAGAGACUGGACUGCCCAGCUCCAAGACCUCCGCCUGCAGGAUGCUGUGCCGGGUGCUGCUCCUGCUGUGCCUCCUGGGGAAGGGGUGGCCUUGCCUUCCGUGGUGCCGCAGUUCCUGCCCUACUACAUCUGUGUGGUUGACGAGGAUGACUACAGGGACUUUGUCAGUCUAGAUCAUGCUCAGAGCCUUCUGAGGGAGUAUCAGCAGAGAGAGGGAACUGAUAUGGAACAGUUGCUUUCCCACAGUCUUUCUAGUGAUGGUGAUGAAAAAUAUGAGAAGACCAUAAUUAAAAGUGGAGAUAAGAUGUUUUACAAAUUCAUGAAGAGAAUUGCUGCUUGUCAGGAGCAGAUUUUGAGGUAUUCCUGGAGUGGAGAACCACUUUUCUUGACCUGCCCUACAUCAGAAGUCACUGAGCUCCCAGCCUGCAGUCACUGUGGAAUCCGAAGGAUAUUUGAGUUUCAGCUUAUGCCAGCGCUGGUCAGCAUGCUCAGAAGUGCUAAUUUAGGUCUUUCUGUGGAAUUCGGAACCAUUCUAAUUUACACAUGUGAGAAGAGUUGCUGGCCUCAAAAUCAUCAGACUCCCGUGGAAGAAUUUUGUAUUAUCCAAGAGGACCCAGAUGAAUUAUUAUUUAAGUAGUGCACUUCCUUUUGUGUUUUUUUGUUUGUCUGUUUUUAUUUAUUUUUGGCUACGUUAGGUUUUUGUUGCUGCACGUGGGCUUUCUCUAGUUGCGGAGAGUGGGGGCUACUAUUCAUUGCAGUGCGCGGGCUUCUCAUUGCGGUGGCUUCUCUUGUUGUGGAGCAUGGGCUCUAGAGCACAGGCUCAGUAGUUGUGGCCCAUGGGCUUAGUUGCUCUGCGGCAUGUGGGAUCUUCCUGGACCAGGGCGGAUUCUUACCCACUAUGCCACCUGGGAAGCCCUUUCCUUUUGUUUAUAUAAAUUAAAGCAAAUUUUAAUGUUUAAA